AUGACCGACAAACUCCCAGGAAACUUGUUAGCCCUCUUCCAACCCCGACCUCCACUACGUUACCUUCAACCUGCCGACCAUGCUCCGGAACAUCGCAAAACCGCGCCGAUAUCCGGUGUCGCACAGUUUCUGGAGGAGCUGAGAAACCCCGAUCCGGAUUUUAUGCCAACAGAGAGCUGGCUGCUGGCGAGGGACCGUAAGAAGAGGGAAAAAUUAGAGAACCAAGAGCGGACAUUAAAGCAAGGAGCAGAGAAUUACAACCCAGGAGAGGACCCACACAUUCGCGGGGAUCCAUACAAGACACUUUUCGUGUCGCGUUUAAGCUAUGACGUUAAAGAACAGGAUCUAGAACGAGAAUUUGGACGAUUCGGGCCUAUUGAUAGGAUCCGACUCGUCCGAGACAAAGAAUCGAAGAAGCCACGAGGAUAUGCAUUUAUAUUAUUUGAGAGAGAGAAAGACAUGAAGGCUGCUUUCAAAGAAACCGAUGGUAUGCGAAUCAAAGACCGACGAAUAAGCGUUGAUGUCGAACGCGGCCGAACUACUAAGGGAUGGAAGCCACGACGACUUGGUGGAGGGCUUGGUGGACGCGGAUAUACUAAGAUUCCAGCGGCACGACCCACUGGACCUUCUGGGUUCGGGGGCAGUGGAUUCGGAGGUUUCCGAGGUGGACACGGUGGAUUCAGAGGUGGCGGCGGUGGCUUUGGAGGUAGGAAUUUCGAUCGUGGCCCCCCUCGUGGUGGGCAGUUCGGGCACCGAGGCGUCGGAUUUCAAGGUGGCAAUGCACCAUCCAAUGCGCCGUCCGGCCCAUCUGGUCGAAACUUUGGAAACGCGCCUACCGGCCCUGGUGGGUAUGACCGAGGCCCACCACGUGGUGGUCAUGAUGAUCGUGGACACCGUGACCGUAUGAAUGGUGAUUCGCGAGGCGGCGGCGGCGGCGGCGGCGGUGGUGGUGGAAGAGAUAGGUUUGACGACCGACGAGAGCGUGAUGGUGGUGGUGGUGGCGGCGGUGGCGGUGGUGGUGGGUAUAGCGGCAGAUAUGACGAUUCGCGAAAGCGAGGAUACGAAGGAGGAGAAUCUGGAGGAGACCCUCGACGCCGAAGAUAUUAG
Messenger RNA from Orbilia oligospora ATCC 24927, 1107 nucleotides. RefSeq lists its product as uncharacterized. Gene Ontology annotation, biological process: mRNA splicing, via spliceosome. The record is from RefSeq and is a predicted model, not a curated record. Bases 1 to 1107 code for a protein of 368 amino acids. Gene Ontology annotation, cellular component: U1 snRNP; U2-type prespliceosome; precatalytic spliceosome. NCBI's taxonomy places the organism in Eukaryota, Fungi, Ascomycota, Orbiliomycetes, Orbiliales, Orbiliaceae. Gene Ontology annotation, molecular function: U1 snRNA binding; mRNA binding. The transcript has 4 exons.